Lycium ferocissimum is the source of this 819-nucleotide messenger RNA. Its product is annotated as histone H4. Lineage: Eukaryota; Viridiplantae; Streptophyta; Magnoliopsida; Solanales; Solanaceae. The coding region runs from base 243 to 554 and encodes 103 amino acids. The transcript has a single exon. The record is from RefSeq and is a predicted model, not a curated record. Gene Ontology annotation, molecular function: structural constituent of chromatin; DNA binding; protein heterodimerization activity. Gene Ontology annotation, cellular component: nucleosome. Gene Ontology annotation, biological process: nucleosome assembly.
CAGUUAAAAUGUGAUUUGUUUUCAAAUAUUUUUCCACAAUAUUUGAUUGAACAAAUCUUUUUAAUUUUAUUUUCAACGUUAUUACUAACUUGGGGUUCUCUUUUCAUUGGUUCAUUGCUAUAUAAACAUCAAUAAUCCCAGUAUUUUAUCUGGGUGAUGUUUGUAUUGUUGUUUUAAGUUACUAAUAAAUUGUUUGUAUUUGUUGUAUUGAACCAGAUAAGAUAAACUAAGGUUGAUUGAAAAUGUCGGGUCGUGGAAAGGGAGGAAAAGGGUUAGGAAAAGGAGGAGCAAAACGACACCGUAAAGUCCUUAGAGAUAACAUUCAAGGUAUCACUAAGCCUGCUAUUAGGCGUUUAGCACGUAGAGGUGGUGUGAAGCGUAUAAGUGGACUAAUCUAUGAGGAGACACGUGGCGUGCUGAAGAUAUUCUUAGAGAAUGUGAUACGUGAUGCUGUUACUUACACUGAGCAUGCUAGGAGGAAGACUGUUACUGCUAUGGAUGUUGUUUAUGCUCUUAAGAGGCAAGGAAGGACAUUGUAUGGGUUUGGUGGUUGAGGGUAGAUUUGGUGCAGACUUUUGUUUUCGUCUGCAAAAGUCUUGCUGUCAAGAAAAGAACAAUUAUAUUAAAGGGUUAGUAAGGGAUAUGGAUUUUUGUUUUUGCCUUUUGGGUUUGUGUUGGUGUAAUUAGUAUGGUUCCUGUAGGGGAUAUGGCUGUGUAACUGUGUUAUAGUGGUAGUACUGGUUCUUCUGUAAGGUGGUAAAUCUUGUUUCAGAACUACUGAAAUUUGCCACAAUUCAAUGAAUACUACUGACUGGUUCA